UCGACUAGGUUCCAAAGACCAAAUACCCAGCGUUGAAUACUUGGGGCGCAUGCGGCAACUUUCUCUUAGCUCUCGCGAGAUUUCGUCUUCCCGGAAGCGGUGAACAUCGUUCCCUGUUAACAGCGUCGCGAUGUGUGGUGACUGUGUGGAGAAGGAAUAUCCCAACCGGGGCAACACCUGCCUAGAGAAUGGAUCUUUCUUGCUGAACUUUACAGGCUGUGCAGUGUGCAGUAAGCGGGAUUUUAUGCUGAUCACAAACAAAUCCUCAAAAGAAGAAGAUGGAGAAGAAAUAGUAACCUAUGAUCAUCUGUGUAAGAAUUGUCAUCAUGUAAUAGCCAGGCAUGAGUAUACCUUCAGUAUCAUGGAUGAAUUUCAGGAGUAUACCAUGCUGUGUCUGUUAUGUGGCAAAGCCGAAGAUACCAUCAGUAUUCUCCCUGAUGACCCCCGACAAAUGACUCUGUUAUUCUAAGGACCCUUGUAAUUAAGAAUUCUUCUGUGGAUCUAAUAGAAUAAAGACCUCUUGAACCCAG
This is a messenger RNA of Microcebus murinus (gray mouse lemur), 530 nucleotides long. It is a transcript of the gene CHURC1, whose product is annotated as churchill domain containing 1. The record is from RefSeq and is a predicted model, not a curated record. NCBI's taxonomy places the organism in Eukaryota, Metazoa, Chordata, Mammalia, Primates, Cheirogaleidae. Gene Ontology annotation, molecular function: zinc ion binding. Gene Ontology annotation, biological process: multicellular organism development; fibroblast growth factor receptor signaling pathway; positive regulation of DNA-templated transcription.